Molecule: messenger RNA, 2625 nt
Organism: Letharia lupina
Lineage: Eukaryota; Fungi; Ascomycota; Lecanoromycetes; Lecanorales; Parmeliaceae
Exons: 3
Coding region: 1-2625 (874 amino acids)
Biological process (GO): polynucleotide 5' dephosphorylation; 7-methylguanosine mRNA capping
Cellular component (GO): mRNA capping enzyme complex
Molecular function (GO): polynucleotide 5'-phosphatase activity
Source: RefSeq, a predicted model, not a curated record
AUGAACCAAGAUUAUAGACCCCGUCCAGCUGGAUAUCCGAACCCUCAUCAGAAUCAAACGCCAAUUAAUCAGGAGCGCCGUGAUGGAAGGCCUCCACAACCGUCGCCUCUACAAACGCCGGGGCACAGUGACUAUUGGGCAAAUGGGCCUUCGCACAGCGCUGUGCGGUCACCAUACCAACAAAUGCCUCCUUCUGGCUUGAACAGUGGGCAAUACCCUCCUUCACAGAUGCCAAGCCAGAGUCCGGUCCAUGGUCCUCAGUAUACUCAGCGUGACAACUAUCCGUCUUCAGGCGCGCCCAUCAACCGUUCGUUUGGUCCAUCGACACCACUCAGCCAAACUCCUACCACAAGUACACCGGGUAGUGCACAUGGCUUAAAUAACCUUGGACGUCCAAGCUCGUCUCAUUCAAUACCUACACCAAACUCGGCACAGCAGCCCCCAAGCUAUUUUCGAGAAUCACCACAGGCAUCACAUACUCAAUUAAGGUCUCUAUCCCAGUCGCAUACGGGCCCACAGUACAUGAGCCAACCGAGUACACCUCUAGGACCCCCAUCCACGUUUCCAAGGUCCAACUUCAGUCUCCGCCGUGAGUCCUCGGGAAGUUAUAAUCGAGAGCAAAGCCUCCCAGGAGGAACGUAUGGUCAGCCGCAAGCUGCGUCGCCUGCUCCAGCGAUAGCUGGAUCACCACGGAAUUAUAAUGUUCGGCACCCACAGUCACUGAGUCACGAACCUAUUAAUUCGCGUGAACGAGAAAGAAGUCUGAGUGUCAGCCCCAAGACAAGGCUACCAAGUCUACCAAGCUUGAAUUCAUCAGAAAUGCUAUCGUCUCAGAUUAAUACUUGGAACGGACAAGUCACGCCUGCUAAGCGCAAAGUAGAAGCGAUUUCGCCGGAUUUGGCAAGCGUCCGUGAGCCAACAAUGAAUCGAACACAAUCAACACAAUCCCGAAUGUCCUCUAUUGGAGUGAAUGGUUUGCUCAAUGCAGCACCAACAAGUGAGCCGCCGGAAAGAAUGAACCGCCACUCACAACCCGGAACUCCUUCAACACUCAAUACAGAAAGUAAGAAGACAUCCUUCGAUUUCAUACCGCGCAACCAUACAUCUUCCGCACCGUAUCUCGUGAAUAUUCCAUCGGCUCAUCAGUUGCCGUCUAAUGCGAAAAUGCCACCAUCUGCCAAGGUAGAAGCCUCGGCUCUCAUUGACUCACCAUCGAAACCUACUAAGAAAAGGGCUCACGACCAAAUUCCAGCCGACGACGAAAUUAAGCGACCCAUAGAUGUUGAAGGAUUUUCCUCGCCGACAAACAAAUCUCCGAUUCUGUCUCAGCCAGCCAAGAAGAAGACUCGUUUGGAAGAUUCGCCGAACAAUUCGAUGUCAGUCUCUGUGGAGAAUAGCGACGCCAAUCAAUCGAUGAUGGCACCGGAUACUGAACCAAUCCCGGAGAAGAAGCAGAAACCUCGCCGCUGGAAGGAGAUUCCGAUCUGGGCUCAGUCUGUUCCUAGACGUAAUCGCGCUCCGAACGGCAAUCCUAGGCGGGCAGCCCCAAGGCAAGCACUUGACGCAUUGGUGCCAGUACAAUCAAACGGUCAGCCCACCGGGAUGCAAGGAGCUAACGGCGACUCCAAUCAGGCUAAUGGUGUACAUGUACCUGUGGCACAGCCAACUCUUGCGAACACUGGCCCACUAGGCCCUUGGGAGCCCAGUUUCCUCAACAUUAUACCUGCGGAGGAGCUAGUCAGAAUUAUAUCAGAUUGGUUGUUCCAGAAUGUCGUUCAGAGAGAUGAUGUUGGAGUCGGUCCAGCGGGUGGUGGUACCGGCGGAGGAGCCGUCCUAGAGGUUGAAGCCAAGCUCGGUCAACUGAUUGAUAAGAACACCAAUGACCGACUCCGCUUGCCUGUGCUGAACGAGUGUGUCGUCAGCCACUCAGAUCCUAACAUACGGAUCGCCUUCAAGAGCUCAAUGACCGAGGUUCAACACAGAGCUCUCAAUCAGUUCCUGAACGAAGCUGUCCGUCAAUCCAACAUCCGACCCCCAGCAUCAUCCGCUCGUAAACCGCGCAUCCCCAUGGACUACAAACACACCCGCGAAGUCGACACCUUCUACGAGCUCACGCAAGCCGGCGCCUUGGCCCUUCCGCAAUCCAUAGUCUCGGGUCUCAACAUCAAUCCUCGCCACGCCAACAAGUCAAAGGUGCGCAUCACGACUGAUCAGAAGACUGGCAAAGUGCUCGCAAAGAUCAUCAAAGCACGUGUGGCAGAUAUCGACAUCUACAGCCCGAGGACACUCUUUGAUUGGCGUAUUAGUGUGAACGUGGAGAUGGAUUAUAAGGGAGAGAUGACGGACUUAGUGGAGCCUCAAACGCGGGAUGGAAAGCAGGCUGAUCGGAAUAAGGAUCGCAUGAGUUACAAGCAUUUGGCGUAUCAGAUUGAUCUGACGCAGGUUACCCCAGCCGAGGCAACGCCCAAAACAGAAAAGGAGCAUGAACUCGAAAUCGAAGUCUCUUCUGAAGAAGUCCGCAGACAGGGCCAGCUUUCGAUGAAUGGGCAAACUAGCCAGUACGAGGAUCUCAUCAGGGGGUUUGUGGAUAACGUGAGGGUGUUGGCUAGGCACUGCCAGUCUUGA